Medicago truncatula (barrel medic) is the source of this 998-nucleotide messenger RNA. RefSeq lists its product as uncharacterized. The coding region runs from base 272 to 829 and encodes 185 amino acids. Lineage: Eukaryota; Viridiplantae; Streptophyta; Magnoliopsida; Fabales; Fabaceae. The record is from RefSeq and is a predicted model, not a curated record. The transcript is spliced from 4 exons.
CCUGCAUAUAAAAUGCAAUAUUCGUACCAACUGAGCUAAGCUCACGGGGACAAUGUUUCAAAGUUAAUAAAGGUGUAAUAGGAUUUGUUUCUAAAAAAAAAGUUGUAAUAAGGUUAGAUUGGGGGACACGUAACAAAGCAAACAUAUAUAAUAAGCUUUCUUAGUCCACAAACUAGUCUGUAACUUUUUCUACACUCCACCGUUCGAGUUUGUGAGACUGAGACCUAAUAACUUCACCCCUUCCAAUUUUCCAAUUUGUAGCGCCACAACCAUGAUGCGCCGUAAUGCGGUCGUUGCUUGGAAGAAACUUCUCCAGCACAAAGAAUUUGGAUCCAAAGUUCAAUCCGUGAGGGAAAGCUUGCGUCUUUGGCAAGAUCAAUUUAUUCGUGCAAUUCACGAGAAGAAACUCAAGUUGCAAUCUUUGCAUGCUAUAGCUGUAGGGAGAGACAUGAAAAGGCUUGAAAUGCAACUGCGCAAAUAUGUUACAAAGAAAAAGAUUCAGGACCGUGUUCACUUUGUUAAGGAAACCCCGGCACUGGCUCCUUACCCAGCUUUUAUUGAUGUUCCUUCUAAGGCACGGGGAGAAUAUUUUGGAAAGAUAACCAUAGAACAGGGCGAAAAGGUUAAAAGCACUGUGGAGAUUGAGGUGAUUGGGACACCCGGUUUUAUGCAAUCUGUGGCAACUCAUGUUAAGAAGAGGCUGACUAUGGGAAAGAAAGCGUGUGGGAGAGUGAAAGAGAGGUUUCAGGAGUACCAUAUGUCGUCACAUAGAAAUUGCAGUGGUUCUCAAGGAAGUUUCACUGAAGUCAGCCACAAAUUACUUGUUUAGCAUUAAGUUGUAAAUACUGAUUCCAAAGAAAGAGGGAGAAUGGUUCGGUGAGAAAUGAAUGACUUGUAUACCUCACUUCCUUUGUUCUUUGUAUGAUAUGGGUAGGGCUGAAAAAACGAGUCGAGUUCGUUAGAAUCUUUUUUUCAACUUAAACUCGAUUUAAUUUAAG